Molecule: messenger RNA, 3301 nt
Organism: Gadus macrocephalus (Pacific cod)
Lineage: Eukaryota; Metazoa; Chordata; Actinopteri; Gadiformes; Gadidae
Gene: exo1
Product: exonuclease 1
Exons: 14
Coding region: 205-2760 (851 amino acids)
Biological process (GO): DNA recombination; mismatch repair
Cellular component (GO): nucleus
Molecular function (GO): protein binding; 5'-flap endonuclease activity; metal ion binding
Source: RefSeq, a predicted model, not a curated record
UGCCUCUUAAUUCUUCCAAUUGGCUAGUGAGAAUAAUCCUGGACCAAUAGGCACCGCUGACGACAUUGUUGCGUUUUUGCCGCUAAAAAUGAACAUAUAUGUGCAUAGUCUGACGGUGGAAUAAGUUUUAUGCAGCAAAUAUAACAUUAAAACACAGAGAUCCAAACUAACUUCCAGACCAGAGUUAGAGAACCAGCCGUCGAUAUGGGAAUCCAGGGUCUGCUCCAGUUCCUCAAAGAUGCUUCGGAGCCCGUCCAUGUGAAGAAGUACAGAGGGCAGACGGUGGCCGUGGACACCUACUGCUGGCUGCACAAAGGGGCUUUCUCCUGUGCUGAAAAGCUGGCCAAAGGAGAACCAACAGAUCAGUACGUCACAUACUGUAUGAAAUUUGUGGACAUGCUCCUGUCGUUUGGCGUGAGACCAAUUCUGGUUUUCGACGGAUGCAACCUACCGUCAAAGAGAGAGGUGGAGAAGUCUCGUAGAGAGCGCAGACAAGCUAACCUCCAGAAGGGAAAGCAGCUGCUACGUGAGGGGAAGCUCUCCGAAGCAAGGGACUGCUUCACAAAGUCUGUCAAUGUUACGCCCUCCAUGGCCCAUGAUGUCAUCAAGGCUGCCAGGGCUAGGGGGGUGGAUUGUGUGGUGGCUCCCUACGAGGCGGACGCCCAGCUGGCCUUCCUCAGCAAGGUGGGCCUGGCCCAGGCCAUCAUCACAGAGGACUCUGACCUGCUGGCCUUCGGUUGCAAAAAGGUUUUGUUGAAGAUGGACAAGGAGGGCAACGGGCUGGAGAUUGACCAGGCCCACUUGGGUCGCUGUCGCUCCCUGGGGGGCGUGUUCACGGAGGAGAAGUUCCGCUACAUGUGCAUCCUGUCUGGCUGUGACUACCUGGCCUCGCUCUACGGCAUCGGCCUGGGAAAGGCCUGCAAGCUGCUCAAGAUGGCCAACAACCCUGACGUACUCGCGGUGAUCCGGAAGAUGGGCCAGUACCUGAAGAUGAGCGUGGCCGUACCCGAGGAGUACCUGCAGGGCUUCACCAAGGCUGACAACACCUUCCUCUACCAGCUGGUGUUCGACCCGCUCCAACGCAAGGUGGUGCCACUCAACCCCUACCCAGAGCACCUGGACCCCAGCACCCUCAGCUACGCUGGCCUGAACAAAGGGGACGAGAAAGGGUACCAGAUGGCACUGGGGAACCUGGACAUCCACACCAUGGAGAAGAUUGACAACUUCAACCCGGACAAAGUCACUCUGCCGACGGUGAAACCUCGGAGCCGUUGCUGGAAGGACACAGUCGCUCCGCCCCGGCGUGGCGGCGCUUCUGCUAGCAUCUGGAGCCGGGGAUACUCCGCUGGAUGCACCGCCAACAACGCCAGCCUUGUGAAGAAGGAGGAGGAGGAGGAGGAGGAGGAGCGACCCACACCCCCUUCCACCAGGGGGCAGGAGAGGGUGGUGGGGCUACAGGGGCUGCGUCUGCCCAGCAAGCAGCCGGGGGUGAAGAGACCCAGAGAGGACUCCAGCCUGUCCGACCAGGACGUGCUGCAGCUAUACACGGGCUCCUCUGGUCUGAAGAGGGCCCGUUCUGAGGAGCAGGACCAGGAGGAAAAGCCCUCCCUUCCCAGGCCACCAGGGGGCAGUAGCAGCGGGGCGCCCCGGCCUCGCAACCGCUUCGCCACCCUGUUGCAGAGGAGGAACCAGGGAGAGGAGGCGGACGGCCAGGCCACGCGCAGCAGGUUCUUCAGCGCAUCCUGCGAGGCCCCUGCUUUGAGCACCAGAGACGGUGUGAACGAUGAUGCAGCGUCUCCCUCGGGCGCACGGCAAGAGAACGCCCUUAGCCGCGCCGAAGAUGAUGGGGAAAGUGACAGCCCCGAAGCACCCUCCAUAGAGACCCCCAGCCCUACCUCCUCCCCCAGCCCCACUGCUACCUCCUCCACCCCUACCGCGACCUCCAGCUCCCCUAUCACCGCCACCUCUCCGCGACCUGCCAGCCAGCGCCUCGGGGUGUUCCGCUGGUCGGGCCUCUCCCAGCACCCCCCCACCAGCACCGCCGCCGCCGCCCACUCCACCUCCUCCUCAAUCAAACCAUCAGCCGCCCCCGCCCCCGGCCCCGGCCCCGUGGUGUCGGGCAUCGCUGCGCUCCAGCGGUACCAGCGCCAAACGGAGAGUGUCUCCUGGGGCUCGAGACCCCCGGCAGCCGAGUCCCCCGCCCCCCAGGGGGUCGACCUGGUGGACGACUCCCCGCCGGCCUCCCCGCCCUCCCAGGACAGCGCCUACUGCUCCCAGUCGCCGCCCUGUGACCUCACUUCCUGUGAGGCGGAGGGAGUGGCUGACGCGACCGGUUCGGCGGCCUCCUGCCUCUUGUCGCCAUGCCACAAAGAUGACGUUGAAGCGGGCUUAAAGGGUUCAGACCGAGGACCCCCACGCGUUCCACAGGACCCCAAGAGACCCCUGGUGGUUCGAUCACUGGUUGCCGGGUUGGCUCGCUCCAGGCCCAGUAACCAGGGGGCGGAGCCUCCAGCUAAGCUCCGCCCAGUGGCCCCAGCCCGGGCAAGCGGCCUGAGGAGGAGGCCUUCAGGCUCCCAGGGGCCCCUCGGCAAGAAGCCCUUGACCAACAACGAGAACAACUGCCCCGGGACGCAGGCCACCAUUAGCAGCCUCUGGAAGAACUUUGGUUUUAAAAGAGAGCACCAGAAGCUGAGCCCCAGCCCCAGAGGACCCCCCAUGUCCCCCGCGAAGGACAACCUCCCUGGCGCCGCCGGGCUCUAGGCGGAAAACCAGCGCUCCGUGACGAGCAGCCCUUCAGAUUUUUUAUCUACCCGCACCGCGGUGCGGAGCAUCUGCCGAUGUGCGUGUAGAUUAUCCACAUACCGUGUAUGUACAUGGAGCUCAGGCGGCGCACUGCUGCUGAAUGCUAUGCUUUUUUUUUUUUUUUUAAUAAAAGCUAACUGUUUAGAAAAAGGUGUUGUUUUUUUAAUGCCUUCUGGGUCUUGGAGGAGGCGUUAGGCUUUAGGCAGCAUUGCAGCGGCACAAUUCAAAGCAAAGAGGUAGCGAGGGUUUCACAACCAAAAUUCAUCUUUCCCAUAUGUCACUCAACGCGCAAGCCGAAGAAUGCGUCCUAUUCAUUAUCAAGACAAAUUCUUUUCAGCUAGUUUGAACUGUUUUGUCUUGCACAGGACAUUUGCCAGGGUCGUUUCGUUAAGUCUGAGGUGGGAAGAAAUCAGAAAUGAGCACCUUGUAACAAAUCUUGGUUAAUCCUUAAUCCAUUAUCGUGCAGGGAUGCCAAACCUCUUUCGGGUUACUUGACCUA